AUGGCGGAGUCCGUCAGCUCGCUGAACGCGCUGUCGUGUCGCAUGUGUAAGCUCAAGAAGGUCCGCUGCAGCCGCAUCACACCCACCUGCGACCGAUGCAGACUUCAAGGACUUGAGUGCCACUACCCUGAGCGAGUCAAGAGGAGGUCACGAAGGGGGCUUACGGCCCGACUAGCAGCAACCAACAGCCCGUUAUCAACCAUACUCCAGCGGCUGCAGAGGGUUGAAGAACACGUCAUCUCCCUCAACCCCCUACCACCCAGCUCGGAUGGCAGUCCCGAUCCUGCCAGGGCUAAUGGAAGGCGUACGCGGAGUUCGGAUGCGGCUCAUGAGGUCGCUUGCUUCGGUGGCAGCACCACAUCGAGCCCGGCCUCCCACGCAUCUCCAAGCAACUUAAGCGCAGGCACCAACACGCCCCGAACAUCCGGCUCCACAUAUCCCUUGGCGGAUGUUGACAUCACGGCUGUUCUCAUGGACGCCGUCGGUCAAGUUCAACGGCUUAGGCUACAGUACAUUGCAAAGUCGACGCUGACUGCCGGAGUCACUAUCCCAACGCAGUUGGCGAAAGAAUGGAUUCAUAAUUAUUUCACUCAUAUGCGCGCCGAUGCAUUCCUAAGUCUUAUCGAUGCAAAGCUAAUCGAACAAAUUCCCGACAUUAUCGACUCACCUUUUGUCCACCUAGAUGCAGCCAUUCUCGUCGUAUACUACGCUGUUCUCUAUCACGGCUGCUCUCUACCGUCUACCGUGACCAACAAUAUUCAUGAUAUCAAAUAUGCUCGACAAGUCUACCUCUGUUGUUUGCGCUCCCUCCCGAAUUGGCAACGAGAGGCGACAGGAACCACGACCGACUUCAUCGCCGCCAUGCUUACGGCUCGAGUAUCAGCGGAGUGCUUCGACUACGAUCUGAGCUGGCAGUUGUUCAAGAAAGCGUGCGAGUACGCCCAAGGCCUCAACAUGCACAAUCUCGACAGUGGCGAAGGUUUCGCCAACUCCAACGGGUCCAAGGUGGAUUCUGACCGAAGGGGUUUUUGGGAGCUGAUACAGGUCGAACUCUUCUUUCGACUACUGUACAACAAGCCCCCAACGCUCACCGAGAGCAUGAACAGCUGGCGUGUCAAUCUCCCAUACCUCUCACCCGACUCUCAGCCCGACAUGGAAACAGUACCAACCUUGGCGUUUUUAGUCAGUUCGCGAAUCACAUUCGUCCUCACCCGCUUUUUUCAGCUCCUUGAAGAUGAUGCGCCUGGCGGCGACAUGCUCUCGAGAAUUGAACAAUUAGGCGAGGAGGUUGAGACUUUGUUUCAGGAAUGGCAAAUGGACGAGUGGAUUCAAAAGGCUGAAGAUAACGACAUUCACUGGUGGAUGCUCAUCGACGUGGCGCUGACCGGGUAUACGAGCAUCAUCUUCAUGCUCCGAAAGUACAAUAUCCUCGAGACGAGCUCGCCCAGUCCCGUUUCAUCAGACCACGAUGUUCCCCGUUCACCGUUGGCCAUCAGGGCAUCGCGCAGCAUCCUUAACAUCAUCUAUACUCUACUCAUCAAGUUCCCAAACUCGGAGACCAUGUCGCUCAUGGUGGGCUUCUUCCAGGCAUUCAUUCCCUACGCCUGCCUGGCCAGCAAUAUCGUGCACUCGCCAAACCCCAGUGCCUUUGUUUCUGACCUGGAGCUCUUGGGGCGAAUUGCCCAGAAGAUUGGAGAUCUCUCGAAAGAGGAACGUGACUUUACGCCAUUGGUUCGGACGUUGCAGGGUGUGAAUUCGGAGCUGCGGAGGUGGACCGACCAGGACUGCUCAGCCAGUGGGCGUAAGGUGUCGAUGGAGGAGUGUCUUUAG
Molecule: messenger RNA, 1830 nt
Organism: Ilyonectria robusta
Lineage: Eukaryota; Fungi; Ascomycota; Sordariomycetes; Hypocreales; Nectriaceae
Exons: 7
Coding region: 1-1830 (609 amino acids)
Biological process (GO): regulation of DNA-templated transcription
Molecular function (GO): zinc ion binding; DNA-binding transcription factor activity, RNA polymerase II-specific
Source: RefSeq, a predicted model, not a curated record